Molecule: messenger RNA, 1842 nt
Organism: Dichotomopilus funicola
Lineage: Eukaryota; Fungi; Ascomycota; Sordariomycetes; Sordariales; Chaetomiaceae
Product: fatty acid amide hydrolase
Exons: 3
Coding region: 1-1842 (613 amino acids)
Molecular function (GO): catalytic activity
Source: RefSeq, a predicted model, not a curated record
AUGCAGCCCCGAAAGUUUUUGAACGGGCCGGAGCCGUUGAAGGGCCCCAACGUACCUUACAAGAAUGAAGACAAAAAGAAUCCGCCUCUGAGAGGCCUUGUCCUCGUGGUUGCAGCAUAUCUCAUGGAAUACUUCCGGUUCAUCCGGGAACUGAUCUGGCGCAACACUGGGUUCAACUCACUCAGGGACAUCAUACCGUACAUCGAGGAGUAUGAGCCCUGGUACGAGCCGCAGAUCGUCCCGGCGGCCGAGAAAGCCGCAACGGAAGCUCCAGAUGCGGAAGCAGAAGCGGAAGUCGAGGAACCACCGGCUUCCAUGACCCGUUUCCCCAAGGCCAAAUACUACUCUGUAGCCGACUACCGCAAGCUCUACCUCUCCGGCGCCCUCACCCCAACCGAAGUGGCCGAGACACUACUCCCCCUCAUCCGCCGGGACGUGCCCAACCCAACGCAGCACUCCAAAGCGUUCUUCGACACCCGCGUCGACAAGGUGCUCGCCGCUGCGCGCGCCUCUACCGAGCGCUACAAGGCCGGACAAUCUCUCGGACCCCUCGACGGCGUGCCAACAGCUGUCAAAGACGAAUACGAUCUCGAAGGCUACCGCACCACCCUCGGCUCGCGCAACACCUAUUGCACCCCAGAUGACGGCCACGAAACGACCUGGUGCGCUGCGCGCCUCGAGGCCACGGGCGCCGUCAACUUGGGUAAACUCUCGAUGCACGAGUUCGGUCUCGACACCACGGGCAACAACCCAAUCCACGGUACACCACGCAACCCGCAUAAUAGCGGGUACUACACCGGCGGGUCAUCGUCGGGUACGGCGUAUGCCGUCAGCGCGGGGUUGAUCCCGAUCGGACUCGGCAGUGACGGGGGCGGUAGCGUGCGGAUUCCGGCAAGUUUGUGUGGUGUGUUUGGCAUCAAGCCGACACAUGGCCGGCUGUCGUUUCGCCCGGGACCGAACCAUUGUAUUACGUGCGCGUGUCUGGGCCCCUUGGCGGGUGAUAUGGCUUCCCUGGCGGCAGUGUUUUCGGUCGUUGCGGCGCCACACCCAUCGUCGCCUUUUCCGCCGUUGCCUACUCCCCUCACGCUGCGUAUGCCCUCCGCCGACAGCAAGCCAGCAACGCCCCUCGGCAUCCCGCAUGACUGGAUUACGCGCUCUACGCCUGCGAUCCAGACCCUGUUCCAUACUUUCAUACGCCAACUCUUGUCCUUCCCGAACACCAAUUACACCCUCGUCCCCGUCAGCAUCCCCUUCCUGCGCGAAGGCCAGAUUGCCCACGCCAUGACCGUGCUCACCGACGCUGCGGCCUUGUUGCCCUCCUCUCGCGGUCUGACGGCUGCGAACCGUGUGCUCCUCUGCCUCGGGCGGACGACGCCCGCGUCGGAUUAUCUGCUCGCACAGAAACUCAGGAGACUGUUGAUGCAGCACCUGGCAUGGCUGUGGAAGGAGCACCCGGGAAUGGUUCUGCUGACCCCGACGACGGCUUGUGAAGGGCUACCCAUUGCUAGCAGCGGGGACAACUCUGGGGAGAUGCGGUGGGGAGUAAACGAUGGAGAUCGCACGAUGCAGAGCAUGGAAUAUGUCUGGUUGGCUAACUUUUGCGGGUUACCGUCUCUGAGUGUGCCGAUGGGGUUUGUGCAGGCGAAGGGCAAAAGGAAGGCCAAGAGCGAAGAAGGCGAUAUUCCAGUUGGGCUGAUGGCGACCGGGGAGUGGUGCUCGGAAGAGGCGCUGCUGCAGCUGGGCUUGGUGAUGGAAGAGGUCGGGGGCGAGCGGAGGAGGAGGCCGAACUCAUGGGUUGAUGUCAUGGGGGAUGCGAAAAAGGGAGGACAGCGGGGGAAUUGA